Messenger RNA from Yamadazyma jaroonii, 390 nucleotides. NCBI's taxonomy places the organism in Eukaryota, Fungi, Ascomycota, Pichiomycetes, Serinales, Debaryomycetaceae. The record is from the annotation of a GenBank genome assembly.
AUGUUAAGAUCAAGAUCAUUCAACACUACCACCAUAAGAUUAUUUAGUGGAUCCAUAAGGGUUUUCAAGUUCACUCCUGAACAAAUGCCAUCACCUCCAAAGUUACCAAAGGAUCAACAAGAAGAAUUCGAAAGAUUACAGAAAAUUGCAAACUCUCAAGCAGCUAUUGAUGACUAUAACAAUAAAAUGGCAGGAAAUGGUAUAAAUACCAGCGGUAACAACUAUGGAGAAACCAAAACUGAUAUCGGUGGGUUUUCAACCAGCUACUUAAAGACCAUUCCAGAGUUCGAAGGUGAUGUUAAUCCUAAAACAGGUGAAAAAGGCGGUCCAAAACAAGAUCCUUUGAAAUUUAAUGAUUGGUCAUUUAACGGAAGAGUAACUGAUUUCUAG